AUGCUCGCCUUUUACAGACGACUAUACCCCUUCAAGUCUGUUUUCGGCUGGCUGAAUCACGACCACGCGCCUUCCAAGCUGUUCACGCAGCGAGAGUUUGCUUUCACGCUCCAAGGAGACGUAUACCUGCGGUACAACUCUUUUGACAAUGCAGACGACCUCAAGAAGCAAAUCUGCAAGCUGAAUCCGACGCGUUUCGAGAUUGGGCCGAUGUACAGCGCCAGACCUCGAGACAAGAAGACUGUGCGCCCUGCUAUGUUUACGCCGCAGCUCCGUGAGCUGGUCUUCGAUAUCGAUAUGACCGACUACGAUUCUAUUCGUACAUGCUGUUCCGGCGCCGACAUCUGCAAGCGCUGCUGGGUUUUCAUUGCUGCCGCAGUCCGCGUCCUCGACAAAGGAAUCCGUGAUCAAUUCGGCUACAAUCACCUGCUAUGGGUCUAUUCUGGUCGCCGCGGGAUCCACUUGUGGAUCUCGGACCAGGAGGCGAUGGAGCUGACGGACGAACAGCGCCGUGCUCUGGUGGGCUGGCUGACGGUGAUUCAAGGAGGAAAGGAGAUGCACAAGAAGGUCAAUGUACGGCAGGGGUCGCGGCCGUUGCCACCAUCCAUCUCAAUGGCCCUGGAGACACUCACGGAUGUCUUUGGCGACCUCAUCCUGGAUGAUCAGGAUUGUUUUGCGUCUGAAGACGGAUGGCGAGCACUGCUGCAUCUGAUAACCGAGAAAACAACCGCAGAGCGACUGGAGAAGAAGUGGACUGCAGAGUCUAUGCGUUCAUCGGACGAGAGGUGGCAAGAUCUCAAGAAAGAAGUUAAAAGCUGGGGAAAGGAUUCUCCGCAACGAGCAAACCUUGUCGCAGCCAUGGAAGACAUCGUCCUUCAAUACACAUAUCCGCGCCUUGACGCGGAAGUGUCGAAACACCGAAAUCACUUGCUGAAAGCGCCGUUCUGUAUACACCCAAAGACCGGCCGCGUCUGUGUCCCCGUCGAUCCCUCCACAAUAGACAGUUUCCGCCCCGAACGCGUGCCGACCGUCGGUCAGCUUCUUCGGGAGUUAGAUGAGCUUGCACCCGCGGCUGACAGCGACGCAAUAGAACAUCACUCAGCAGAUUGGGAAAGAACUUCACUUAAGCCGUACGUUGAAAUGAUGGACAGACAUGUGACUGCGCUCAUGGAUGAGACAAGACGGGCGACUCGAAUGAAACGGGAAAAGGAUAUAUCAUGGUGA
This is a messenger RNA of Postia placenta MAD-698-R-SB12, 1224 nucleotides long. RefSeq lists its product as hypothetical. Gene Ontology annotation, biological process: DNA replication, synthesis of primer. The record is from RefSeq and is a predicted model, not a curated record. Lineage: Eukaryota; Fungi; Basidiomycota; Agaricomycetes; Polyporales; Adustoporiaceae. The coding region runs from base 1 to 1224 and encodes 407 amino acids. Gene Ontology annotation, cellular component: alpha DNA polymerase:primase complex. The transcript has 6 exons.